CAGGAUGAUGCUGCCGUUGGCCAGCGGUCCAAAGCUCUCACCGCAUCUCCGCAAUCAUUUGCAUAUGAAUCCGAGAUACUGCCUACCAACCAACCAGAGCACAAAGCAUUCUGGAGUCCCUCCCUUGGAAGUCAUAUGCUCUCCCCGUCUAGCUUUCCGAAGGCACAAGGUGUGUUUAUUGUACGCGACAAAUACUGGAACCGUUCAUUGAAAAAUCCUAUUUGCAGUAGGCUAUUUCUUUAAGAAAUCGCAAGCGAGGAGUCUGAGGUAAAUUGGGAACUGGAACAAGGGAAAAAAAACGUCACCAUGGGCUGCGCCGGAUUCACCUGCUCUAAGAAUUCCCUAUGUGCUGUCAACAUCCUCUAUGUUAUGGUGAGCUUGCUGAUGAUUGGAAUCGCUGCCUGGGGGAAAUGGUUUGGCCUGGUCUCUAGCUUUCAGGUAGUGGGGGGCGUCAUCGGAGUGGGGGUCUUCUUGUUCAUUGUCGCCCUGGUCGGUCUCGUUGGAGCCAUGAAGCAUCAUCAAGUCCUUCUCUUCUUUUACAUGAUUAUCCUGUUUAUGGUGUUCGUGGUGCAGUUUUCAGUGUCCAGCGCUUGUCUGGCCAUCAACAAAGACCAGCAGGAGCAACUACUCGAGGUGGGCUGGAACAACUCUCAGAACACUCAGAUUGAUGUGGAGAAGACCCUGAACUGCUGCGGCUUUAAUUCCCCCGUCCUCAAUGGCACUUGUCCCGCUGCCUGUUUCCGUACUUCCAACAUUUGCCCCACAUGCGCUGAUAAAAUCCAAGAGCAUGCAGAUGAGGUGCUGCGUUUCGUAGGAGGAAUUGGCCUUUUCUUCAGCUUCACUGAGAUCCUGGGCGUAUGGCUCACGUACAGAUACAGGAACCAGAAGGACCCGAGGGCCAAUCCCAGCGCCUUCCUGUAGCUCCCAUUAUGGUCUGUGGUUGUCAUGGUGACCCUCCGUUGCAAUCUCCUGCACUUGUCUGAACCCCUGAACUUUUGAAGCUUUGUUUGGAUGUAUGUAUAAAAGUGUGUGGGUGUGUGCGUGUGUGGUUGGUAUGGAGUGGAAACACAUGUUUUCUAACUGCCCUAUGUGCUGGAUUUGCGAGAGUGUAGUGUGUUUGAGUCAAAUGAUUAUGUACAUUAUAACCGUGUUGGUCCAGAAAUAGGACGUUCUUCUUUGAAAACUUGGGAAGUCUGGCAUGAGUAACUAACUCCUAAGUACCCUCUGAUGACCUUGAUCGGCGAAGAAUAAUGUGGUUGAAGUAUGACGGUCCACUGAUAAUGUGAGCUUUAAUGGUUCGGGGAUGAAAACUGCUGCUGUAAUGAAGAUCUUAGUAUCACUUGUGCAUGUGGGACUAAAUGGAAAUGACUACUAUAUUUAUAUGACAUAUUUGAUUUGUAUACCUCCCGGAGGGAGAACUAUCAUUUUGUUUUAUAGCUGCCUUCACAUCUCUCACAAACUGUCAAAGGACUGCAUAACUAUAUAUCAGUCAAGAUUUUGGUCUAGACCCAAAUGCUUUUUUUUGUAGGAACUGGAUGUGUUUUACCUUCAUCUGUAAAAAGUCACGGCAAUAAAAUCCUCAUCAAUGCUGUAUAUCAUUUCUCCGGAAAAUGAAGCAUGAUGUAUAAGAGGGUGUAGUAAUGGAAAUAACAGUACUGAAGUAAAGGGAGAAGAGAAACUAAGCAGAGGGUUAAAGCUUCCUCCCUGGAUUUAAAUCUGAUGACUGGGUCUUACUUGGGAGUGCGUCUUUGGGGCAGGUACUAAUCUCAUUGCGAGGCCGGAUGUCCAGGUGAGUUGCACCAAAUUGAAUUCUCAAGCAUGUCUGGUUUUAACCCUAACUUGACAGCCGUCACAACAUGCAACACAAGUCACUUAUGAGUUAUCUAGCCACUUUAUCAGAAUAUUUCUACCUGGCAGAUGUUGUGGUUUGGCUCGUAUAGUUUUGUUCUUUCUCUUUUGUUGCUUUCUUUGGGUGUAUUAAUGAGAGGAAUGAUGGUAAUAGAACUACUGUCCUCUGAUCGUGUGUGUGUGUGUGUGUGUGGAUUUGGCUUCUUGCAUGAAUUUGGUUUGAAUUAUGUGUAUGAAGGUUCUGUGAACUACUCACCAAAGUGUUAAAAUAAACCUGAAAUAAUA
Molecule: messenger RNA, 2133 nt
Organism: Clupea harengus (Atlantic herring)
Lineage: Eukaryota; Metazoa; Chordata; Actinopteri; Clupeiformes; Clupeidae
Gene: tspan13b
Product: tetraspanin 13b
Cellular component (GO): membrane
Source: RefSeq, a predicted model, not a curated record